CCUCGCUCGAAAAAACUUUUUCAGACCGCGCGGACGGAUGCGGCUCCACGGCCAGGCCAGGACAGCGAACAGCGGCUACGACGAGGAUAUCCGCUGCAUCAGACGCAUCUGCAGCAGCUCCUGAACGACCGCAAGCACCCUCCCGCCCCCGACGCUGCUCCAAACACAGCCAUGGACUACCAGUCUGCUCAAGGAACCGCCGUUCAGCGGCCCCAGCGCAUCGAGAUCGCCUAUACCUGCGGCGAGUGCGGUGCCGACAACGAGAUCAAGCCGCGAGAGCCCAUCCGCUGCAAGGAAUGCGGCCACCGCAUCAUGUACAAGAAGCGAACCAAGCGCAUGGUCCAGUUCGAAGCCCGAUGAACGAUUUCAGCGCCGAGCCAUUCGCUCGCGAGUGGCUGUCAACUACCCGUAUCAUUCCUCCCCCUCCUCCCUCCUGAUCUCGCCACUGGAAAGACGCACUGGUUUCGCAGAUUCCAAGUAGCUCGGCCAGCGCAUCAACUGCAUCGCCGCUCUCGGUGCACAUUCUCCUCUCGUUCGCACUUGAUUCUGCUCUCGUUGGUGACCCCCCUGGCUGUGCAUGUUGUUGCGCAGUGAUGUCGAUCGAUAAGCACCCAAUUUCGUUCGGGAGACUUUCAACGAGAGGGCUUGUCCGCUCUCUCCUACACACGCAUAAUAACACUGUCGAUCCAUGAGCUGUGACGAGUA
Molecule: messenger RNA, 705 nt
Organism: Polychytrium aggregatum
Lineage: Eukaryota; Fungi; Chytridiomycota; Chytridiomycetes; Polychytriales
Product: DNA directed RNA polymerase
Exons: 3
Coding region: 172-360 (62 amino acids)
Biological process (GO): DNA-templated transcription
Cellular component (GO): RNA polymerase II, core complex; RNA polymerase III complex; RNA polymerase I complex
Molecular function (GO): DNA-directed RNA polymerase activity; DNA binding; zinc ion binding
Source: RefSeq, a predicted model, not a curated record